Messenger RNA from Abrus precatorius (Indian licorice), 797 nucleotides. RefSeq lists its product as uncharacterized. Gene Ontology annotation, cellular component: chloroplast inner membrane; chloroplast thylakoid membrane. The transcript is spliced from 5 exons. NCBI's taxonomy places the organism in Eukaryota, Viridiplantae, Streptophyta, Magnoliopsida, Fabales, Fabaceae. The record is from RefSeq and is a predicted model, not a curated record. The coding region runs from base 125 to 613 and encodes 162 amino acids.
CAGAUAAAUAAACAUAAAUUGUGGCGAUGAGCAAUGAUUAUUUUAUACAGAAAGAAUUUCUCGUAAUCUCCUACAUCUCCAUCAUUCUCUCUCCAUUUCUUCACUCUCACUUUCAGUUUCUCUCAUGGCAACUUGUUUCGCCCCGUUAUCGAUUUCAGUUGGUGGAUCUUAUGUGAAGUCACCUGAGCUGUGGUUAACAAAGCGUAAUUCAUGUGGGGUUGGACCUAAGCUCACUGUUCAAAGGAGAUCAAACCUUGUGAGCAGAAGCAAUCGCACUUCAUCAAUUUGUGCAGAAUACCGUGGUAACAGCGGAGGUGGGGGUGGCGAUUUUCUUGCUGGCUUUCUUCUGGGUGGUGCAGUUUUUGGAACUAUAGCUUAUAUCUUUGCUCCCCAGAUCAGAAGGUCUCUGCUAAAUGAAGAUGAAUAUGGGUUUCGCAAGGCCAAAAGACCAAUAUACUACGACGAAGGGUUGGAGAGGACCAGGCAGACCUUGAAUGAGAAGAUAAGCCAACUAAAUUCUGCCAUUGAUAAUGUAUCUUCCCGUUUGAGAGGUGGCAACAACGUGCCUGCAGCGCAGAUCGAAAAUGAUCCUGAGGUUGAAGCUACCAUGUGAGACCUUUCCAGUUUGAUACUGUUAUCAACAAUGCUUUGAAGUAGUGAAAUACAACACAAUUGAUAAACAGAUCUAUGUUUUUUGAUACUGGACUAAUAUAAUUGGAAUGAUUUUGUUUUUACCUUAAUGGAUGAUUUUGUUUCUGUGCAUGAUGCAGCUGGGAUUGUGAUGAAGCACUAUCUCA